Messenger RNA from Asparagus officinalis (garden asparagus), 639 nucleotides. RefSeq lists its product as uncharacterized. Lineage: Eukaryota; Viridiplantae; Streptophyta; Magnoliopsida; Asparagales; Asparagaceae. The record is from RefSeq and is a predicted model, not a curated record. Bases 1 to 639 code for a protein of 212 amino acids. The transcript has a single exon.
AUGGAGGAAUUCAAUGCUUGUAUCAAUGACUGCCACAUGGCCCCUGUCAGCACAUCGGGCCAUAAAUAUACGUGGUGCAAUAACUUUGAGAGUAGGCCCCGCACUUGGCAAACUCUUGACAGAUUCUUCCAAUCCUCGGAUUUGUUGAUCUCGGGGAACCUGUCUGCCCAUGCUCUCCAUAGAUCUUUCUCUGAUCACUCCCCUAUCAUUCUCUCUUGGAGUAAUCAAUCUUAUGAAGGUCCUAGGCUUUGGAGAUUUCAGAGAAUGUGGACUCGGCAUGAAUCCUUCAAAGCUCAGGUCCUUCAUAUUUGGCAACGUCCUCGGUCUCACCCUCCCAUCAUUGAUAUUUGCAUGAAACUCAAGUCCCUCCGAUAUGCCCUAAAACAAUGGAAUUCCACCAUUUUUGGCAAUAUUUUCACUCAUAAGAAGGAUCUUGAAAACGAUAUUCUUCGAAUUGAAUCCUCCCUUCAGGCUCAAUGGGACCACUCCUCUCAUUCUGAGCUGCAGUCUAUAAAAGCUAAAUGGCAUGAAAUUGUUAUCCGGGAGGAAAUAUUCUGGAAACAAAAAUCGCGUAUUAGAUGGCUUAAGGAAGGGGACUCUAAUUCCAAAUUUUUCCAUGGUACAAAAAUCGCGUAUUAG